Messenger RNA from [Torrubiella] hemipterigena, 2446 nucleotides. The record is from the annotation of a GenBank genome assembly. Lineage: Eukaryota; Fungi; Ascomycota; Sordariomycetes; Hypocreales; Clavicipitaceae.
GUACUGCCUUCCCCAGUUGUAUGGUGGCCACAGCGGGCGGUGUGGCUGGCGCAGGGACCGUCCGACCGAGUGCCACGACCUACGACCCGCACCAAAGAGGACAACUUGUGUUUGGAGCUUCAACUGCUUGGAAGGGGCUGGCUUCAUCCUGCACCACUUUGCACCUCGCCGUCGCAGACGCAUCAUUUCAGCGUUUUGUUUGGUUUUCUUUCCUUGAUUUUUCUUUUCCUUUCCACCGACUCUUUCUUUUAUUCGAAUUACGCACGGUCUACGCCUCGACGCAUAACACACACAUACAUACAACUGAUCACCGUUGAAGAUCCGACAUCUAGCCAUCAUGCGGAUGCCAUCCUUCUCUGCCCUCGUGCUCGGCGCUCUCGCCUGGACUGCCAGCGCAAACAACGACGAUGAUGUUCGACGCAUUUCGCUCCGCACUCACACGCUCGAGCAGCCGUACCUCGACUCCGAAAUGCAAAGUAGAUGGUUCGACUUUGGAGGAGACACUGUCGUUCGCGCCGACUCAUAUAUCCGCCUUACGUCUGACCGCCCUUCGCAGUCCGGUUGGCUGUUCUCUCGAGUUCCGCUGACGGCUACCAACUGGGAGGUAGAAGUUGAAUUUAAGAUUUCCGGCAAGAACCAGCUCUACGGUGACGGCUUCGCCAUGUGGAUCACACGACAGCGCGGCCAGCAAGGCGAUGUCUUUGGAAACGCCGACCGCUUCGAAGGAUUGGGCGUCUUUGUCGAUACCUACAAGAACAACCGCCCCGGUGUCGUCUUCCCAUACGUUAUGGCCAUGUACGGCGAUGGCCAUAAGUCGUACGACAAGAGCAACGACGGCAAGGAAGGCGAGCUUGCCGGCUGCUCGGCCCGUGGUAUCCGCCAUGCCAACGUCGACACCAAGUUGCGCCUCACUUAUUUCCAGGACAAGCAGCUCAAGCUUGAGUUGCAGUACAAGAACGAGGACGAGUGGACCGAGUGCUUCAACAUUGACAACCCACCUGCCAUCCCCAACAUUGCCUACCUCGGUUUCAGCGCUGAGACUGGCGAGCUCAGCGACAACCACGACAUCAUCUCCGUCAAGUCAUACAACUUGUACUCCCAGCCUGGAGCUGCGGGUCGAUCCAACAGCGGUACCAGCAGCCAUGGCGGCAGCAAGCACUCCGGUAACAGUGGCAGCUGGACCUGGUUCUUUACCAAGAUCAUUCUCUUCUUCCUUAUCGUUGCCGCCGCCUACGUUGCCUUCACUGCCUAUAGAACAAAGGCGAGAAGCCACCGUUUCUAGAGAAGUGUUGAAGUUUGGUUGGACGGAGAAAAAGUAGGAUGUAACAGGAACGCAUUUGCGUAUGUUUGGGACGAUUAUACAACGUAUGGGCGGGAUUGUGAAGGACAGUGUUUCUUCUAUAUAGCGCUGUGAAGCUGCUUCCUAUGCCAUGGAAAGUGAAGAAGACAGCAAACCGCUGUAGAAAGCAUAUUGAAACAAUAUAAAAAUCACAUAUGUAUCAUAAGCAACGAGUACAAGACCUUGUUUGAUUUUGUGUCACCUCAUACCAUUUCACCUGACCGCUGUUUCAAAUCGAUUCUAGCAUAAAGUUUAAAGGAUGAGAGUGGCUAUGUGUUUUACACUGUGAAUUGAGUUUGACAAAUAAGACGGUUAGUUAUACAGGGUAGCCAGCCGCCGAAGCGAGCGGGAAGCGUGUCGAGCGCAUAUGCCGUUUAUUGAUUAAAUCUGAAACUUGUUAUAUUUUCAAAUGAAUUAAUUUGGAAUUUGACUCGUCAUAAACGAGUUGAAAGGCAUAGUGUCAAGGGCUGGGUUGGACUAUUGUAGGCUGAUUGGCGAUUAGAGUUUCUCCAAGGGCGGCGAGGCGCACGACGCAAACAGCUUCGGAGCUCGGCGACCUGUAUUCGUAUCGUAUGAUUAUUCAAAAAGGGGACGAAGCAGAUGCGUAGUGAGUAAGUCUUCCUCUCGUAAAUAAACAAUAUUAAUCGCAAAAUAUUUAAUUUAUUUUCCUGAGAUUACACGCUGUGCAAUUACAGUCGCAAAAGACGACCGCAACGUACAGCUUCUGCGGACUUUACUUGCUCGCGAACAGCGCCGAAGAUGGAAUUCCCCCAUUCCACAGAAUCGCCGGGCUCCAGGCCUGCCGCUCCUUCGGGUAGCGAGCUGGGCUCAGUUUCUACAAAAGUGGUGUGUGGGACGGCAUGUUUUUUGGGGGUGACGGCCAGAGCCUUGGGGAGAGAACGCAAAUUGCCCGCGAGAACAGACAGGCCCGGCAAGUUGGAAUUCUAUAUACCGUAGCUUGUCGUAGAAUCUGUGCAGCAGAUGAGCCUGAGCUAGAACGAACGUCUCUGCUGCGCCCGGGGUUAACGUGGGAUGACGGGGUGGCAAGCAGCAGCAGCACGCCAUAGGAUUAUGUGGUAUCUCGAUGCCUCGUGGGCGGGCUAGGCU